UGCUAUCAUAGAAUGGCUGUAUAAAAUGAUUUCGAUUGCCUUAUAUGAAGUAUGGGAAUAUUAGACAAUUCAAAAUGGCGGCGAGCUUUAGGAGUAAAGAAAUCAUAACUUUUCAAGUUGGAAAUUACAGUAAUGAAGUCGGUGCGCAUUUCUGGAACUUGCAGGAGAAGAACUUCAAAGGAGAUUCUUUUUACAACGAGAUAAGACAUGAUAUGUUGCACCGAAACAGCCUCAAUUAUGGUAACGGACAAGUUAAUUAUACACCACGUGUUAUAUCGUUUGAUUUGAAAGAUAAUAUAUCACGUUUGGCCGACGAAAACGCUGCAAAGAUGUCUGAAGAGUCUAUUGCAUGGGAUGGGGCAGUUGAUACCUACUGUAACGAAAAUAUUUUCACAGAAAAGCCCGGACAAGAAAAUGGCGUCGUUGCGUGUAAGGGAUAUUCGUGGCUUGAUUUUAUACACCCUACAUUUCACGAAAAAUCCUUAGUAACUGUUGAAAAUUUGAGUAAUGAAUACUAUCGAAGCUUUGAUGCAUUUGCUGUUGGGGAAAAUCUGUUUAGUUCACUCAAAUUUCGAAACGAGGUUGAGGAUAAAAUCCAUUAUUUUGCUGAGGAAUGUGAUCAACUUCAAGGUUUUCAAAUUUUUUCACAUGUAAAUGAUGGUUUUGGAGGGUUAACAUCUUGUUUGAUGCAAGAAUUAUGUGAUGAUUUUGAGAAAAAGAAUUGUCUUUGUUUUUCUUUGAUGCCAGCUAUAAUAAAUGAUGAAACAAGACAAGGUAAAGACCAAGCUAUGUUGAAUACCUUGCUAAGUCUGGCAAAGUUUAUAGACAAUGGGUCACAUGUUGUCCCUUUGAUGAUGAGAGAUAGUUUGGAGUACAGUUAUAAAUCUAGAGAAUUUUCUUAUCUUCACUACAAGGCAAACAAUUUUGAUACAAGUGCAAUCCUUGCUUCUGCAAUCGACACAUCAACCUUGGCAUACAGAUUGUCUCACAGUCAAUCAGAUAUGCACAUGCUAUUACAUCACUUAUCAUGUGGUGGACGAAAGGUCAGUUCUUUGUCACUUGCACUACCUAUACCUCUCAGCAGCACUACUCCUUUUGUGGACAUCUUUCAAAAAAAGGAAUUGGUCACCCCUCUAACUCCUGACAUAUCCAGCGAUCAUAAUUAUUUAUGUAAAUCCACUGUUGUACGAGGAAUUCCUAGCCAUCUACUUAAGUCAGAGGAAUCUUCUUUGCUGGUUAAGAAAAUGUCUGCUAUUACACAAUAUCAAAGUUCUUUAGGGCAUUACUGUCCUAGUUAUGUAGCUCAAACACCUUGUUUCACAAGUGAUCCAUUUCCUAAAAUCUUCAAAUCAAUGGUUACUCAAGUUGGUUGUGUGAUUGAAGACUAUAUAAGACCUUCGCAGACAAAUGUUGAGAGGAUAUCAGUAUUGGCAAAUUUAGUAAACACAGAAGAUAUCGCUAAACCACUUAAUGUGUUAUUGAAAGGAACUGAUAAGCCAAAAGUCAAAAGGUAUCCACAGUAUUUUGAGGGUAGUGUUGAAGAAACAGACAUUGAGAGCUACAGGGAAAAUAUUAACUCAUUGAUUCAAAACUAUAAUUCAUUGUAUAACAUUUAAACUUUAGUUGGUAAAAAUAUGCUUGCAUGUUUUACAUGCUUUUAUUUGCUAAAAAUAUGUUUGUAUGCUACAGCACAAAAUAGAGUAACAAACCAAAAAAUACAAAAUAAAUUUAGAAAAAAGUGUUUAGUUUUAUGCAUAAAUAGUUUUUAAAACACAAUCAAAAUAUAACAAGUUCUAUAAAAAGUUUUA
Messenger RNA from Xenia sp. Carnegie-2017, 1808 nucleotides. Its product is annotated as protein misato homolog 1-like. Gene Ontology annotation, biological process: microtubule-based process. Gene Ontology annotation, cellular component: microtubule; cytoplasm. The record is from RefSeq and is a predicted model, not a curated record. The coding region runs from base 45 to 1616 and encodes 523 amino acids. NCBI's taxonomy places the organism in Eukaryota, Metazoa, Cnidaria, Anthozoa, Malacalcyonacea, Xeniidae. The transcript has 3 exons.